AUGAGGAAAAAUUUAAACCUUUACUCUGGAAGAAUAUUCACAGACCGGAGGUGGAAAAUACCGUGUUUUGUGAGUUUGCUUGUGUCGAUCACAAUAGUUACCGCCACCAUUUGUGGGUUGCACGUGUCCCCGUAUGCCCGAGAUCCACCCCAAUUUGAUAAUGCAACUUUUGUCCGUCAAAACAACUCGGGAGCGUAUUUUGUAGAAACUGACUUGAGAAAAUCCUUAAAAUCAGUCGAGGCCUCGGAAUUAGAACCCCCGAGGCUCGCUUAUUUAAUUUCGGGCACGAAAGGGGACAGCAGAAGGAUGAUGAGGACUUUGCAGGCUGUGUAUCACCCGAGAAAUCGGUACAUUCUCCACAUGGACCUCGAGGCCCCGCCCAGGGAGAGGCUGAACUUAACCAUGUGGGUGAAGAAUGACCCGACUUUUAACGAGGUGGGGAAUGUGCGCGUGAUGGCUCACUCCAAUUUGGUGACGUACAAGGGGCCCACAAUGAUCGCUUGUACACUCCAAGCCAUGGCGAUUUUGUUAAGAGAGAGCUCGAGCUGGGAUUGGUUUAUUAAUUUGAGUGCUUCCGAUUAUCCACUCGUGACUCAGGAUGAUCUGCUAUUUGUUUUGUCCAACGUGUCACGAAAUAUCAAUUUUAUCGAGCAUGGACAUCUAGAUUGGUGGAAACUAAACCACAGAGCAAAGCCUAUUAUAAUCGAUCCAGGUCUCUACUUGUCGAGAAAAUCUGAUCUUUUUUGGACUACUCAACGCCGGACUGAGCCCACAGCUUUCAAGUUGUUUACUGGCUCUGCCUGGGUAGUCCUGACCCGCUCGUUUGUGGAGUACUGCAUAUGGGGCUGGGAUAGCCUGCCCCGAACGGCCCUCAUGUACUACACCAACUAUGUCUCAUCUCCCGAAGGCUACUUUCACACAGUCAUCUGCAACACUCCCAAUUUUCGGCCCACGGCUGUCAACCACGAUCUUCACUACAUUGCCUGGGACAAUCCUCCAAAGCAGCACCCGAGAUCCCUCUCGGUCAAAGACUUUGGCCACAUGGUCAACAGUAGCUCGGCUUUCGCCCGGAAGUUCCACGCGGAUGACCUAGUCCUCGACAGGAUCGACCGGGAGCUGCUCGGGAGGCCGGCGGGCGGGUUUUCUCCAGGGGCGUGGUGCGUGGGGAGCGAAGCUGAUCCGUGUGGGUCGAUUGGGGAUGACUCGGAUUUCAGGCCCGGCCCAGGUGCCCGGAGGCUGGCGGGGCUUGUUAAGAGGCUGCUGUCGGAGGAUCACCGGCGUAACCGGUGUCCGGGAUUGUAG
This is a messenger RNA of Striga hermonthica, 1302 nucleotides long. The record is from the annotation of a GenBank genome assembly. Lineage: Eukaryota; Viridiplantae; Streptophyta; Magnoliopsida; Lamiales; Orobanchaceae.